Molecule: messenger RNA, 1194 nt
Organism: Talaromyces atroroseus
Lineage: Eukaryota; Fungi; Ascomycota; Eurotiomycetes; Eurotiales; Trichocomaceae
Exons: 3
Coding region: 1-1194 (397 amino acids)
Cellular component (GO): mitochondrion
Molecular function (GO): (3R)-hydroxyacyl-[acyl-carrier-protein] dehydratase activity
Source: RefSeq, a predicted model, not a curated record
AUGCUUGCUUCUCGCAGACGUUUGUCCAAGAGCGCCUUAUUAAUUUUUAAGCGCGCACUAAUCAACCAAUCGUCGCUACAAAAUGAGCUCACAACCCGUCUAUUACCGCUAACCUACGAUUACCUUACUCCGCAACCAUCACACCUCCUGAAUCUUUCGCUUCUCGAUGUUCUUCCUUCAGGGAUCCCCAGCGAGCUACUGCAUAACAAUGGCGGUGACCAGAGAAUACUGCCAUCGAUAAGGCAGCCGGGCUAUUUGCCUCCGGGACACCAUUUGGUGUACUUCCCUCCACAGGUCACAUUAUCCGAGCUACUACCAGACGGCACGGAUAUCUUGCAUACGCCUGGGCAGCCAUUUAAUCGUCGACUAUGGGCUGGCGGAAGAAUCUCAUUUCCGCAGUCCAGUGGCGGCUGCUUGUUGCUUGAUGGCCAGCGGGCUGUCUGCGUCGAGAGGAUUGAGAAUGUCGAUAUCAAGGGUCCGGAAGGCGAUGAAAAGAUACUCGUUACUAUCGACCGGCGCUUUGCUUCAGCGGAUGAGGAUGAAGAUGAACUACACACCAGGAUGAGGAUAGCAAACGACAGCACUGAAGUCCUUGUUGAGAAAAGAACCUUGGUGUUUAUGCGGGAUUACAAAGUGAAAGAGGCAACCGGGGCUCAACAAGCCAUACAAGUCAACAGGAAUAGAAUUGUAAAAUCUCCUACAGAUCCCGAUAUCGAUCAUAAAAUGACACCCACCAAAGCUCUACUUUUCCGCUUCUCUGCUUUGACAUUCAAUGCCCACUCAAUCCAUCUUGACCCGCUCUAUGCCCAAAAGUCAGAGGGCCACCAUGACCUUCUCAUCCAUGGGCCACUGACUCUGGUCCUAAUGCUUAGUGUCCUUUCUAAACAUCUGUCGGAAGUAGGACUACGUAUCAAAGAAUUUGAGUAUAGGAAUCUGGCGCCGCUGCAUGUCGACGAGGAAUUGCGAAUCUGUGCAAAAGAAAAACAGAACACUGCAAAAGGCAGCCGCUGGGAAGUAUGGAUUGAAGGGCCUCGGGGCGGUCUUGCGGUUCGAGGCACUGCUUGGACUGCUCGCUCCGACAAGAUGGAUGUCUUCUGGGCAGCUCCCCCAAUCUCUCGGUACUUCAAAAACCUUUUACUUCUCGUCUGUUCUGUCUACGCAGACCUAACGAUUAGUCGUGAAACAGGACUUUAA